Sphaerodactylus townsendi is the source of this 2989-nucleotide messenger RNA. RefSeq names its product nucleolar protein with MIF4G domain 1 (gene NOM1). Gene Ontology annotation, cellular component: nucleolus. The record is from RefSeq and is a predicted model, not a curated record. Gene Ontology annotation, molecular function: protein binding; RNA binding. The transcript has 11 exons. Gene Ontology annotation, biological process: ribosomal small subunit biogenesis. The coding region runs from base 101 to 2572 and encodes 823 amino acids. Lineage: Eukaryota; Metazoa; Chordata; Lepidosauria; Squamata; Sphaerodactylidae.
CCAGUCUCACUAGGCCGCGUCCAAAACCGAGGCCUCUUCAAGAUGGCGGCGGCCAUGGAGCCCAGCGCCUGAGUAGAGGGGCCUGGUCCGCGCGGGCGCCAUGAAGCCAACGGCCUCCUCCUCAGGACCUGUGAAAGGCCCGGCCCAAAGAAAGGGCCGGGGGAAGAAGCAGGCAGGGCGGUUGCAGAAACUAGGCAUGGCGGUGCGGGAGUUCGUCGAGGCGGCGGGGGGCUCCGCCUCUCCCGGGGCCCUGCUGCAGCAGCAGCCGCCGAAAUGGAGCGGCCGAAGGAACCGGCGGGAGCUGAAGCGGGAAAAGCGCAAAUUGAAGCGAGGCCGCCGCCGCCUUCUCCUCAGCGGCAAGGAGGCGGCUGAGGCGCGAAGCGAUCGGCCGCCUUGCCCGGCUUCGGGCGACAGGGAACAGCGGCCGCCGAAGACAAAGAAGGCGCCACAGCCGCCGACCCCGGAGAAACGUGUCCCCGCGGCGGAAGGGCGGCCGGCGCGGCCCAGCCCGGCUCCUUCGGCGACGUCUCUGACUCGCAAGCGGGCGCUGCUGGAGGCCAAUGAGGCCGAGGAACGGGAGAUCCGGAGGCUGGAGAGGCAGCUGGGCCUCAGCAAGCGUCGGAAGAAGCAGGCCGGGCAAGGGGAGGCGAGCCUGCCUCAGAGCUUCUCUCGGGACGGGCUGGGCUACGUGCUGGGGGCCCUGGGCUCGGGGGCCGCCUUCUCCGGCCUGUACGAGAGCAGCGAAGGAGAGGAGGACGCCGAGGAGGAGGAAGAGGUGGUGGAAGGGAGGUCGGAGGAGGAGGAGGAAGGCCUGAGCAGUCAGGAAGAAGAAAUGGAAGACGAGGGAGAUGCUUUAGCUACAGAGGAAGAUGCAGGAUGCUCAGAAGAGUCCAGCGUGGAAGAAGAGGGCCAGGCUGAGGAAGGAGAAAGCCCAGAGGCCUUGAGUCCUGGAUCUCCCAGAGAGGAAAAAGAGAGACCUUCCCAUGAUGCUACAAAGUAUGUUCCUCCUCAGAUGCGAAGGUCUGAAGAGACAGUGGAUGUUAAAAAGAGAGAAGAAUUGGAAAGACUGAAGAAAACAUUGAAAGGUCUUGUUAACAGGUUGAGCGAACCUAACUUGGCCUCUAUAAGUGGGCAACUGGAAGAACUGUACAUGACAAACAGUAGAAAAGACAUGAAUGAGACCCUGACAGAUGUUCUGCUGAGUGCCUGUGUCACGCUCUCUGUGAUGCCCUCCAGACUAAUGAUGGAGCAUGUCCUUUUAGUUAGCGUCCUUCAUAAUACAGUAGGAAUUGAGGUUGGCGCUCACUUUCUGGAAACAGUGGUGAGGAAAUUCGAUGACAUCUACAGAAGCAAGGUUGAAGGGAAAGAAUGUGAAAACCUGCUUUCCUUAAUUGGCCAUUUGUAUAAUUUCUACGUAGUGAAUUCACUGCUGAUCUUUGACAUCUUAAAGAAGCUUGCUGGCACUUUUUCUGAGCAGGAUAUUGAGCUGAUUCUGCUGCUGCUGAAAAAUGUGGGAUUUUCCUUGAGGAAAGAUGAUGCUCUGGCAUUGAAAGAGCUUAUUACUGAGACCCAGAAAAAAGCGAACGCUGUAGGGAAGCAGUUCCAGGACCAAUCAAGGGUUUGCUUUAUGCUGGAGACGAUGCUGGCGCUGAAAAAUAAUGACAUGAGAAAAAUCCCUGGUUAUGAUCCUGAGCCAGUUGAGAAACUACGGAAGUUGCAGAGAACACUGAUUCAUAACAGUGGUUCUGGAAAAGAGGCUCAGCUUCGUGUGUCAUUGGAAUCUCUCCUCAGUGCUGACCAGAUUGGCCGUUGGUGGAUUGUUGGAUCCUCUUGGAGUGGAGCGCCAAUGAUUGACGCCUCCAGCAACAAAGCUCAACAUAUACUACCUACAGGAAAGGUGAGUUCAAAGAUUCUUCAGCUUGCCCGAAAGCAGAGAAUGAACACAGACAUCAGGAGGAAUAUAUUUUGUAUCUUAAUGACUAGUGAAGAUUUUUUGGAUGCCUUCGAAAAGCUUUUAAAGCUUGGUCUUAAAGAUCAGCAGGAGAGAGAAAUUGUCCACGUCCUUGUAGAUUGUUGCCUACAGGAGAAGACUUACAACCCCUUCUAUGCAUAUUUGUCUGCCAAGUUCUGUGAAUACGAUAGGAGAUUCCAGAUGACAUUCCAGUUCGCUAUGUGGGACAGAAUCAGAGAUCUGGGAAACCUGUCUAGGACCGCCUUCUCCAAUUUAGUUAAUCUCUUGGCUCACCUGUUGAAGACGAAAUCUAUCUCCCUUGCUGUAUUCAAGAUCAUUGAGUUCAGUGAACUAGACAAGCCAAAAGUCCACUUUUUACGGCAAGCUUUAUCUACGUUGUUCCUAAAAACGGACCCAGAAGAACUCUGCUACAUCUUUGGAAAAUUGGCUGAGAACCCCAAGCUAGGAAUGCUGCAUGAAGGCUUGAAGCUUUUCCUCACCCACUUCUUGAUGAAGAAUAUUCAAGCUAACAAAAGCGCCUCAGAAGCCACUCUGCUAAAAGAGCGAAUUGAACUAGUAAACAGGACUUUGAAAGCAAAAGAAUCAAGAUUAAAGUUAUAGCACCACAAACUAUCAGAGACUAUUCCAUUGUGUGGAAUAGUGAACUUAAGUGGACUUAAGUGAAAGCCCCUUUAAUUGAAUUUGACCAUUGCUACCAAAUGGGAGACAUCCAGCGUAAUGCCAAACGGGUGCUCCUUUGUAAGCCUAUCAGGGUGUUAAGAAUGGUGUAAUUCCGCUGAUGAUUGGUUUGUUUGGUAUUUGCACCUUAAGACAUAAAGCAGGAUUUGGUAUGAUAUUCCAACACAUUUGUAUUUAUCUUAAAAAUCGACCCGUAUUUAAAUUGUGAUGGUGAUGGUGAAUAUAAAUAAAACCGUAGUAAUUCUUUAACCUCUUGUAUAUAGGGGGAAAGUGCAAGAUGAAAUCACUAGUGAAUAACUUGUAAAGUGUGUCUUUUAUAAUAAACUGGUUUAGUUUGUA